UGCAGGAAUUUUGGUCCAACUGCUCAUAGAGCUGGCAACACUCCUGUUUGUUUUGUGUUCUCCCAUUGAAUCUGGAGGAUACGAUGGAAGCUUUACUGAUGGCGCAAGGGAAAUUCUGUUAUGAGUAACAGAUACAGUCCAGAUUUCACUUCAGUACAGGAAUGUGGUGAGGCUCCAAUGAUAAACAGAUUUACUCGACGAGUAUCUGUAUGUGCAGAAGCUUUCAACCCUGAUGAGGAAGAGGAGGAUACAGAACCUCGGGUUGUUCAUCCCAAAACAGAUGAACAAAGAAGAAGAUUGCAAGAUGCAUGUAAAGACAUUCUUCUUUUUAAGAAUUUAGAUCAGGAACAAAUGUUUCAGCUGUUGGAUGCCAUGUUUGAAACGCAUGUCAAAGUUGGUGAGCAUGUUAUUGAUCAAGGGGAUGAUGGUGAUAACUUCUAUGUUAUUGAAAGGGGAACGUACAAUAUAUUUGUCAAUGUGGAUGGAAUGCAAAGAUGUGUUGGUACCUAUGAUAAUCGUGGCAGCUUUGGUGAGCUGGCAUUGAUGUAUAAUACUCCCAGAGCAGCUACCAUCAUUGCUACCUCCGUUGGAGCACUGUGGGGUCUGGACAGGACAACGUUUCGUAGAAUUAUUGUCAAAAACAAUGCCAAAAAGAGGAAAUUGUAUGAAGAAUUUGUCCAGUCGCUGCCCCUUCUAAAAUCACUAGAACUAGGGGAACGAAUGAAGGUAGUCGAUGUAUUCGGAACUAAAACGUACCAGGAUGAAGAGCGAAUAAUUGCUCAGGGAGACAAAGCUGAUUGUUUUUAUAUUGUAGAAUCUGGAGAAGUUCGGAUAACUAUGAAACACAAGACCAAACCUGAUGCAGACAAUGGAGUGGAAAUAGCUCGCUGUUCAAGAGGGCAGUACUUUGGAGAACUUGCUUUGGUGGCAAAUCAGCCACGUGCAGCAUCUGCCUACGCUGUAGGAAAUGUGAAAUGUCUCGUUAUGGAUGUGCAAGCUUUUGAGCGACUGCUUGGUCCUUGUAUGGAUAUAAUGAAGAGAAACAUUGCAAAUUAUGAGGAGCAACUAGUGGAACUUUUUGGAACGAAUAUGGAUCUCACUGAUCCUGGUAUAUGAACAAGAAAAUUGAAGGACACCAUUAAGAUGCAUCACUGUGGAAAAUGUGGAUUCCCACUGAAAAGUGCAUUGAAUUGUAUAGAAGGGAAGCAUUUUUUGUAGCUAUUCUGUUUACUUAUUUUUUAACCAAAAACAGAAUUAUUACCACUGCAAUAUAGUGAUAGCCUAUAAUGUAGCUUUUAGUUACCAAUUUUCUGAAACAUGCAGGUUAUUAAAUAAUAGAUAAAUAUUUGACUAAAAAUUUUACAUGAGUUGAUAUCUGAAAUUGUUAAAUAAAAUAACUGCUCAACAGAGGAUCUGCAGUGACGAAGAAAGGAUAGGAAUAUAUGACUUUUGUUGAUCUUGCAUACAGUGUGUUUUAACUUAAAUAUAUAAGUUACUUAAUAAACUUUAUUUGACAACUUGAAACCUAGUUACUUUGAGAAGUCCCACUAAUUAUACAAGAGAUGUAUAGCAGAUUUAAGUGGAUUUCACUGUUUGGAACUGAAUUCUGCACUUUUUUUCAUCCUGUAAGCUUAAUUUCCAUGCCAAAGUGUUUGACUAUUUUGUGAACAAGAUUUAUUUUUUUUGUUUGAAUUCUGUCAUGGAUCUUAAUAGAAUGAAAAUUCAAAAAUGGCAACUAUUGAAACAUAUUUCACCAAAGAAAUGUGUGUAUGAUAAGGUAAAAUUAUAAAAGUAUUUAUUUUGAAGAUUAAUUUUACAGAAAAAUCUGUUAACUAAUUUGUUUUCUCCCCCUACUUCGUGAAAUCUCUCAUUCAGGACUUGUUAACACAGUAGCUAAAUAGAACCAUGUGAUGUGAUUUAAAUCUGACUUGCGUGUUAAAGUUGACUUGAGGUGGGAGUGGAUAAUUCAAUAAUUAAUUCCUUUCUGAUGUCACACAUACAAGUAAUUACCAUUAUAGUUGACCCAAUGACUGGAUUCAGAACUGUUAACCUGUUUGAUCUGUGGCUUUGAGUCUAAAUGCCAGUAUUUGCUAAAGUACAGGGAAAGGACUUUAUUGAUUCUGAAAUCUUUCACCAUCGUACUUUGCACCGUUUUCAUUUUAAUGCAAAAUAGAAAACAACUUAGUCCAUUUAUAUAACUCAUCACAAUACAAGUAAUGUUUUAAAGUGGGUGUCUCAAGAACAUCUACAUGGCUCUUGCCUUUUAUCAUUAGAUAAAUUAACUGCAAUCUUGCCACAUAUCUAGAAUGUUACGUUGGAUUUAGCACUGAUCACAAAAUCUCACAUUUUAAAUGGGGCCAUUUGCUAAAGACUAUUUACUGGGGCUAGUUAUUUGAUUAAGCUACAUGUAACACUGUUGUACUGUGCUGGAUUAUAGUCUGGUUAUUAAAAACCCUUUGGCAAUCUAGCAAUGUUGAGUACGAUUAGGCAUUUUUAGAAGAUAUGCAUCUAAUAAAAUAUGGACUUACUUAAGAAA
Rhincodon typus (whale shark) is the source of this 2536-nucleotide messenger RNA. Its product is annotated as cAMP-dependent protein kinase type II-beta regulatory subunit-like. Gene Ontology annotation, molecular function: cAMP-dependent protein kinase regulator activity. Gene Ontology annotation, cellular component: cAMP-dependent protein kinase complex. The transcript has 11 exons. Gene Ontology annotation, biological process: regulation of protein phosphorylation. The coding region runs from base 121 to 1116 and encodes 331 amino acids. The record is from RefSeq and is a predicted model, not a curated record. NCBI's taxonomy places the organism in Eukaryota, Metazoa, Chordata, Chondrichthyes, Orectolobiformes, Rhincodontidae.